Lathyrus sativus (Indian pea) is the source of this 327-nucleotide messenger RNA. NCBI's taxonomy places the organism in Eukaryota, Viridiplantae, Streptophyta, Magnoliopsida, Fabales, Fabaceae. The record is from the annotation of a GenBank genome assembly.
AUGGCAAAGACACCUUGUCCUAUUGAAUUGGAGCCUAGGACUUUGAGUGGAGUGGAGCUAACUCAAGCAAGGGAACUAGCUGCAGAGGUGGUACAAAAGAUGGAACCAAGUGAAGCAUCCGCUUUGUUUUUUGAGGGGAUUAUACAUCCAAUAAAGGAGGAGACAAAUAUGGAUGAAAAUAAAUGCAAAAAUGAGAAAUUAAUUGAUUUCACAAAGAAGAAAGAGACUAUACCUUAUGAGAAAGUUUGCCAAUGCCAAUGUUCAAGUUCCACGGAAAGUCCUUUUUGUAUUGCUGGAGGAAAAGAGCCCCUUUCUGCACCAUUUUGA